UGGCAAAAGUACUGCAGGUUUUUUGUCUUACGUUUGCAAUAUGGAUGAAGAUUGCAAUAAUAUGCUCGAUUUAUAUCUGGCAAAUAGAACGACAACUACUCUUCUUGAAUCUGUGUGGCCCGACGAAUAUAUUUUGUCGACGAGCAACAACAAGAUGGCCGACGACAACGUCGAACGCGACAUACAAGAUCUGUUCGAUGGUGUAACAAACCCAGAAGUUGAUCAGGAUGAUGACAAUGCAUCUUCGAGGUCAUGGGGCGAGGGACCGAGUACCAGAGGCGUGAAAGAAAUAACCGACCAAGAAAUAGCAAACCUCCCGGUUCAAGAGCUGAAUAAACUGCUCCGAAACGUUCCACGAGAAGAAGCUGCAAGGAUAAGGAAACGACGACGAAAUCUGAAAAAUCGAGGAUACUCCCUGAGCUGUCGACUUCGAAAACAGCGAGAGCAGGAAGAUCUGAUAAACAGAAAUACGUCAUUGAAAAAGCAGGUGGAAGACGGAAAAUGGAAAUUACUUAAAGUGUGGAAAGAAAAGGAGGCUUACAAGAGGAAAUAUCUGCAGUUGCAGAAAUAUUUUAUUGUUCUCAACCAGGAAGUAAAAACUUCAGAGUCACUACCUAGUCGUUAGAACUUUGAUCAAAAAGGCAGCUGUUGAAAUAAAGCUGUCCCGUGCGUUGUGAUUGUUUGGACUAUAUAUCUCAACGAUAUUUCUUGCACUUUAAAAUCGCUUUGAAAUAAAGUUUGCUCCUGUUCAUGAAAUACUGGACCGAUGAAAAAGAAUGCCGCUUUUGUUAUAACAGUUAUAAGUUAAAGAAAACCCUAUCUACCAUGCAUAUUGUAAAUUUCUACAAAAAAAAGUAUAAUCCACUGAUAACUUUACAUAUUAAUUAACUCUGGUUCCGUUUUUAGCAGUUAGCUUAAUGUAUUUAAUAGUCGAGGUCUGGCUGAGAUCAAACAGCACGUACUGCAAAUAAAAUAAAUUAUAGCUUAAAGAACUGGUGGAAUUAGUAAGGCAUUAUUCAAACCUCCUAAAUCCUUCAAACGACACUAUGGCCCACUAUUCGAGCUGGGUAAUGGUGACGGAAGAUUAAUGGAAUUACUGCGAUAGUUUUAUCGGAAUUGAUCGGUAAGAAAAGUCACAGAAAAUGCUUACAGGUUACGUGAGCGAGUAACAAGCUCUUCAUCUGAGUACUUAUUGCUGGGACGCUUUCUUUUAAUUUCAUUUUCUU
Molecule: messenger RNA, 1226 nt
Organism: Orbicella faveolata
Lineage: Eukaryota; Metazoa; Cnidaria; Anthozoa; Scleractinia; Merulinidae
Product: transcription factor MafA-like
Biological process (GO): regulation of transcription by RNA polymerase II
Cellular component (GO): nucleus
Molecular function (GO): DNA-binding transcription factor activity, RNA polymerase II-specific; RNA polymerase II cis-regulatory region sequence-specific DNA binding
Source: RefSeq, a predicted model, not a curated record